AUGGCAAACAAUGGUGUUCCCUUCCAAGUUCCAUUGCUCACUAAGAGCAACUAUGACAAUUGGAGUCUUAGGAUAAUGGCUAUCUUAGGAGCACAUGAUGUGUGGGAGAUAGUCGAGAAAGGCUUCAAUGAACCGGAGAAUGAUGGUGGUCUAUCUCAAACACAAAAGGAUGGUUUGAGAGAUUCAAGGAAGAGAGACAAGAAGGCUCUCUGUCUAAUCUAUCAAGGAUUAGAUGAAGAUACAUUUGAGAAGGUUGCUGGUGCAAGGACGUUCAAAGAAGCAUGGGAGAAGCUUCAGACAUCUUACAAGGGAGCGGAACAAGUUAAGAAGGUACGUCUUCAAACUCUAAGAGGAGAAUUUGAAGCGUUACAAAUGAAGGAAGGAGAACUCAUCUCAGAUUACUUCUCAAGAGUCUUGACGGUUACUAAUAACCUAAAAAGAAAUGGUGAGAAGUUAGAUGGGGUGAGAAUCAUGGAGAAAGUUCUUAGAUCAUUGGAUUCAAAAUUCGAGCAUAUCGUCACCGUGAUUGAAGAGACAAAAGACUUGGAGACUAUGACAAUGGAGAAACUUCUUGGAUCACUACAAGCUUAUGAAGAAAAGAAGAAGAAGAAAGAAGAUAUUGUGGAGCAAGUUCUCAAGAUGAGAAUUGAUCAAAAGGAAGAAAGUGACCGAAAUCAUCUGAGACGUGGUGGUGGCAAUUUCCAAGGACGAGGUCGUGGUGUAAAUGGACGAGGUUGGAGACCAUAUGAAGACAACUUCAACCAAAGAGGAGAGAAUUCAUCAAGAGGUCUGGAAGAGGAAACCCAAAAUCAAGAAAGGAGUAAAGGAGAAGAUAUGCUAUUGAUGGCUUACAAGAAGGAUGAACCAAAUGAGGUUCACAAGUGGUACCUUGAUAGUGGUGAAAGCAACCACAUGUGUGGGAAUAGAAGCAUGUUUGUGGAGCUCGAUGAAUCGGUGAAAACUGAUGUGGCUUUAGGAGAUGAAUCAAAAAUGGAAGUGAAAGGUAAAGGAAAUAUUCUCAUCCGCUUGAAGAAUGGAGAUCAUCAAUUCAUUUCCAACGUUUACUACAUUCCAAGCAUGAAGACCAACAUCUUGAGCCUAGGACAACUCUUAGAGAAAGGUUAUGACAUUCGACUAAAAGAUAAUAGCCUUUCUUUAAGAGAUAAUGCAAAUAAUCUCAUCACAAAGGUGCUGAUAUCAAGUAAUAGAAUGUUUGUCCUAAACAUUCAACAUGACAUCGCAAGGUGUCUCAAGAUGUGCUACAAGGAAGAGUCUUGGAUUUGGCAUCUUCGAUUUGGGCAUCUCAACUUUGGAGGCUUAGAGCUACUUUCCAAGAAAGAAAUGGUGAAAUGA
Messenger RNA from Brassica napus (rape), 1353 nucleotides. RefSeq lists its product as uncharacterized. The transcript is spliced from 2 exons. NCBI's taxonomy places the organism in Eukaryota, Viridiplantae, Streptophyta, Magnoliopsida, Brassicales, Brassicaceae. The coding region runs from base 1 to 1353 and encodes 450 amino acids. The record is from RefSeq and is a predicted model, not a curated record.